This is a messenger RNA of Oryzias melastigma (Indian medaka), 2839 nucleotides long. RefSeq names its product leucine-rich repeats and WD repeat domain containing 1 (gene lrwd1). Lineage: Eukaryota; Metazoa; Chordata; Actinopteri; Beloniformes; Adrianichthyidae. The transcript is spliced from 17 exons. The record is from RefSeq and is a predicted model, not a curated record. Gene Ontology annotation, molecular function: chromatin binding; protein binding. Gene Ontology annotation, biological process: establishment of protein localization to chromatin; chromatin organization. Gene Ontology annotation, cellular component: nuclear origin of replication recognition complex. The coding region runs from base 253 to 2427 and encodes 724 amino acids.
UCUACAAAACAUUUACUAGCUUUACAAGAAAAAGAGAGUAAUUUAAUUUAUAAAAACUAGUCAAAAUGAAUCAAGUCAAUUAGCUCAAUUGGCUGCACCUUGUUUGGACCAAAAGCUCAGACUUUGUUGAUGCUCAAAGGUAAAAGUUACAGACUUCUGUAAAGAAGAUCACCAGGAUGUUGUCUAAGAGCUUCUUCUUUCAGUCCUGAGGGUCCUGAAACUGUAAGAUCAACAAAUCGCCAUUAGCAUUUGAUGAUGGAGAAAAUAACAGAGAAACUUUUACUGGAGAAAGGAACCCCAAAAACCAACAAACUGGAGCAAAUCAAGACACUAAAUCUUUCUAAGCUGGGCCUUCAGCUGCAGGACCUGCCUGUUAAGCUCCUGUCCCGUCUGCAGUCCCUGGAGAGGCUGGAUCUGUCUGGAAACAGACUGCAGAAGUUCCCUAAGAACCUGGAGCUUCCUGUGCUUAGUUUCCUGGAUCUCAGUGACAACCAGAUGGAAGACGUCACCACUUUGGAGUCUUUGAGCGCCUUGAAAGAGCUAAAGAUGGACGACAACCUUUACAUCACAGUGAGUGAUAAUUACAAACUGAUGGUGUUGCUGCCCAACCUGAGGAUUUACAAUGGAAAAGACAUCAGCACAAACGCCAAUCAUUUACGAUUUGUCUACAGCGACAACCUGAGGAGCAGGAUCGUUGCCGUCUGGGAGAAGAACUUCCGUCUGCCUGACCCCGCCUCCGCGGAGAAGCUGUCCGACCUGGAGACAAAGUUUGUGAGCGCGGCGUGUAAACAAGUGAAAUUUGGGCCCAGUUCUGUCAGUGAGUUCACCAGGUGGAGGGUGGGGAUUUUGGCUAAAGAGUAUCUGCACUCACUCACAGAACCAGAGGAGGAUUCAGAAAGCAAAGAGUCAGACACUGAAGAAAAAGAAGUUGUUAAAACGCCGUCUAAGAGGAAACCUCAGCCAGACGUGGACAUCAGCCCAAGACUGACGCCUCGUAAGCGUCUCCGCGCCGAUCCUCCCAACUCUCCUGCAGGAGAGAGUCCUCGCAAAUCCAGUCUGCGCCUCAGACCUCACACUCAAUCCCAGACCGGAAGCUUCCCGGCAAAAACGAACGGAUCCGCCUCAACUCCCACCAGAGCUUCCAGGACGAAUCCGAAGGAACGCUCUGGAAAAAAAGACGGCAGAGCUUCACUGGAAACAGAUUGUUACACGAUGCCCUUGUUCAAGACUUCCAGCAGAAUUCAGCAUCCCGUGUCUCUAAAGCCGCUCCAUGUGCUCCAGUGUCACAGCAAACAGGACAGCUCUGAGGACUUCUCCACCCAGCUGUGGGCCUGCGCCUUCCAGCCACAGCUGGACUCCUCUGACGGCGGUGGAGGAAGCUGCUUGGUGGCGACCUGUGGAGGAGACUCGGUUUGCGUGAUCGACUGUGAGACGGGAAUGGUGAUGAAGAAAUACAAAGUUCCUGGAGAGGAGUUUUUCUCGCUGGCCUGGUCCACCGUGAUGAUGUCCAGAGGCCCCAAGGCUUCAGCUCAGUCCUGCGCCGUUCUGGCUGCCGGAGGGAAGCGAGGAAUCGUAAAACUCAUCCAUCCCAGGAACAACGUGGCCUACGGCGAGUUCAGAGCCAGCCGGAAAGCUCUUUCUGUUCUCCGCUUCAACCAGCAAAAGGAAAACUUUCUUUUCACGGGGUCGUACGACAACAAGAUUGUGAUGUGGGACAUCGGAGGGAUUGACAGUCAGUACAACUUUAAAGUGGUUCAGCUGCUGUCCUUGGAGAGCAGCACCACCCCUCUGCACAUCGUCCUCCCUCCAUCCUCAAACCCUCGUCUGCUGAGCGCCUGUGAAGACGGCCUGUUCUGCUACAACACUCAACUCGGCACCUCCAGCAGCACCAAAAGCAGGUCUAUGGACAUGGAGAUAACGUUCCCAAUUUAUGAUGAGGAGGAGGAAGAUCUUGAAUACCACACAGUGGACGGGAUGAGCUUUUUAGAUGAUGAUCUAGUGGCCUCUAAGAACUACACGCACAGCUGCAUCUACCUGUGGAGCUGGAGCAAGACUGUGGCUCAGCGUCCAGACAAGAAGAACAGGACGGUGUGUGCGGUCAUUCUGGCUGAGCUGCAGUGGGCCAAAACCAAGAUCCCCUACCUGGCUCUCAACACCUGUCCUGGACGUGGUUACAUCGUGUGUGGUGACGACAAAGGCAGGAUAUGGACGUACCACGCCGCCAACCUGCAGAAAAAGGGCUAUAAGCCUGGAAAACCCAUCCUGCCCACUGAUGUUUUGGAGUGGCCGGCACCAACGAGGAAGGGCCUCGGCUCUUUGGAGGGCCCCUCCAUCAACACCGUAGCAAUGGAUCCUGAGCUCUCUUACAUGGUGGCCCUGAGUGACAAGAACAUGGUGAUAAUUUGGAAAAGAGAGGAGAGUGCAUGAGCCAAACGGACCGUUGAAGCCAUACAGAUUUUCUGUGGUUAUUUUUAAAAUGAAAACUGUUUUGCUUAUAUUUUUCAUAUAGAUUCUUAUUAUGUGUUAAAUUGGGUUAUCUGCCCCUUUUUUGUUCACACCUGAAGAAGGAGAAACUUUAAGAUAAUUGAUGCAGAACUUUUUUAUAUAUAUUUUUAAGACUGAGUUGGGUAAAACGUUUUAAGUUACCCUUUUUUAAAUUUGAAAAAUGCUGCUGUCAUAUAUGUGAAAAUAAGUCUUUGUGAUAGUUGUUCUAAAGUGAUUUUAGUUCUUAUUGUACUGUAUAAUGUUCUUUAAAGAAUUGUGCUUGAAAAUGUAUUUUUAAAGUUUAAUCUCUGUGAUUCAACAGUAUUAAACUCCCUUCUGGGUUGAAAAUUUAAAA